UCGUCGCGGUUCCGUUCGACUCGGAAGAAACAGCGCAAAAAUUGAGUGGGCUAAGCACAGUGCCCCAAAGCGAUAAGCUUAUCAGAACCUCAGCCCCAAAAGCGGAUGCCAUCCCAGCCCAAUAUGAAUCUGGGGCUCUCCCCGAAGUACCUUCGACUGAUCCUGGUCAUGGUAAUGGCCCUGAUCCCGACCUUGGUGGACUGUAGCAUCAAUAAAGCCAAUUCCAAUCACUCGGCCAACUAUGAGGCGUCCACACGGGAAAUCCUGGAUAGAGCCACAGGGCGGAUGCAAACCAUUUGGAACAUGAAGCAGAGGAUUUUCCUCCAGCUGACAUCUAAGGGAAAGUCGCCGCUGGGCGGACAGGCGCCCAGCAAGCAGGAGGUCGAAAUGGAGACCUACCACCUGAUGUACGAGCUGGCGGCGAAUCUGAGCGUAGUGCCCGUGAAAGAAUUAGAGGAUCCGCUGCUGCGACGUCGCGUCCAGCGCCUGUGCAAGCUGCAGUUGCAGGGACUGCGGCCGCGGAACUACGAGCAGGCCAAGGAUCUGCUGCGGGCCAUGAGGAACUUUGUGAGUGGUCCGUUGGUUUGCACCUUCGAGGAGUGCACCACGCGUCGCCCCCUGGCCAUGUAUCCGCACAUUGUCAACAAGAACAUGCGGGCCAAGCACUACGAGGACCUGGUCCUUAACUGGUUCAGCUGGCGACGGGCCAUCAACGACAAGGACACGGCCAAGUCCACGUUCAUCGACUACGUGCGGCUGCUCAGGAUUGCGGCUACCUACAAUGGACAUGUAACGCCGUCGAGGACGUGGUACCUCCACUACGACAUGGAGAACUUCCAGGCCGAGAUGGAGGCGGUAGUGUGGGAGAUCAUGCCGCUCUACCGCGAACUUCACGCCUAUCUACGGCACGAGGUGCAGGUAACCUACCCGAAGGCGGACACCAAGAGCGACGGCGCUAUUGUGGCACCGGUUAUGGAUCAGAUCCUGUCCCAGGACUGGUAUCCACACCAGUUCUUCCGCACUCCUCACCCAAGCAAGCAGCACCAGCUGCCGUCCGUCCAUCGUCGUCUCGAAGAAGUCACUCCCGUAAAGAUCAACAAGAAGGCUGCCGAGUUCUUCGAGUCGCAGGGCCUCAACCACAUGUCCGAUGGGUUCUACGACCGCUACUCUCGGCGGAUGAACGAUGACGAGGGCGGGCCGGACUGCAAGUCUCAGGUCUACUACUUCCCACCGGAUGUGGCCCUGCGCUACUGCCCCAACUUGGACUAUAAGAAGAUGAUGCAGAUCCAUGGAACGAUGGCCGAGUUGCAGUACAAUAUUUACAAGCGGAAUCUGCCCUUUGGCCUGGACACCGAGCCCUGUCCGGGCUUCGGCAGUGCCUUGGCCGAGACUGUGGUUCUGGCCUCGGGUCCGGCCCGGCACUUGCAUCGGCUGCACAUCUUGCUGAACGAGAGCCUCACGGAGGAGCAGUCCCUUAAUCGGCUGUUCCACAUGGGGGUGCACACCCUCGUGGCUGUGCCGCAGUACUUCAUCAACGACAAGUUCCUGGUGGACGUGAUGGAUGGACGGAUCGGGGUGAAGGAGUACAGCUGCGCCUGGCGUCUUCAGGACAAGUUCGCCGGCGUCCAGCCUCCUGCCCUGCAUUCAUCGAAGGAUUUUGAUCCGGACUUUAAGUUCUAUCGGGGCAUGAACCCGGAAACAUCCAACACCAAGAAAUUUCUGUCGGAAAUACUGUGAUUCCAGUUCUAUCGCUCCUUCUGCCUGGUCAGUGGCCAGUAUUAGCCCGGAGAUGCAAAGUUUCCUUUGCACAACUGCGAUUUCUACGACAGUAAGGAGGCGGGCGAUAUGAUGCGGGAAAUGAUGCAGCUGGUGGCCUCCCGGCAUUGGCGGGAUGUCAUGGAAAUUGCCACUGGGGAGCGAAAGUUGAGUGGUCGUGGUAUUCUCGAGUACUUUGCCCCGCUCUUCACUUGGCUGAAGGAACGCAACAAGCAGCUGGACAUUGAGCCCGGCUGGGAUGCCGACGAUCUAUGCCGAAAGGAGUAAAACCCGCACCCCAAAAAGGGGCAACAUAUUGCAAAUAACAUAUAUCCUUUACGUAUUAAGUUCCAAGUAAAAAUAUCAUAUGAAACAGCUUGGCAGAUUUACCUAUUAAACUGGGCAUCUUCGCCCUGGAACCUUUACAAAAAAGCAUAUCAUAAAAGUAUUAGAUAUAAAGUUGAUACAAAUAUAACCCUAAGCGGUUUCGAUGCUGUUCUAUGAU
Messenger RNA from Drosophila miranda, 2260 nucleotides. RefSeq names its product angiotensin-converting enzyme-like. Gene Ontology annotation, cellular component: plasma membrane. Gene Ontology annotation, molecular function: metallopeptidase activity; peptidyl-dipeptidase activity. Lineage: Eukaryota; Metazoa; Arthropoda; Insecta; Diptera; Drosophilidae. The record is from RefSeq and is a predicted model, not a curated record. The coding region runs from base 106 to 1737 and encodes 543 amino acids. The transcript has 4 exons. Gene Ontology annotation, biological process: proteolysis.